AUGUCUACACCAGUGCCUGACACACCGCCUAGCACUCCGCCGUUGGAUACUUUGAUAUCUGUCCCACGAUUUCUUGAGAUCGAGCUUGCUAAUAGGCUACCCACCGAAAGCACAAUGGCACAGAAGAACAUUUCCUCAUUAGGACAGAAGACUGUGCCUUCUACAACGUCAAGUGCUCCCACUCGUCGCGCGAGUCCCAGAAAGGCUGUAAGCGGCCUCUGCUUGCCAAACUCCAACCGGGGUGGUUCAUACUGCUACAAGCGACUGCUAUUUGGUGGUAGUAACCACAUUAAUGUUCCGUUGAAGCUUUUGUCUGGGCAACUACCUAGAAUGCAAUGUUUCUUUUGCCGACAAGGUGGCGAAGUAGCAACAUGCUCUUCAUGUACAUCGUUCGCAGCGUGUUUUACGGCAAACGGAUUUCAAGGUUGUAUCCCAGGACAACUCAUGGACCAAUGGAAGUGUCCAAAGUGCCUCCAGGAUGCCGGCAAGCCGAUCCCAUACGCAAUUCCAACCCUUUCUGUCGGUGGCAGCCGCUUCGGAAUGUCCUCCGAACCACUGGUUAUUUACAAUAUAUAUUUCGACAAUGCCCAUUCUGGAAACCCAGCUGAAGCUUCUGCCCGUCUGUUAGAAUCGAUGUGCUACGGACGCUACAUUGGAAAUCCACGGAGUUUAGAUGCACUGCAGUUGAAAUUCACAGAUCUUGCAGAUGGAAAAAGCAAAAAGCAAAUAGCUUGGAAUAGAAGCGUAAUUCUCGAGCAUCAGCAAUCCUCUCGUUUGAUCAUCAUUAUCAAUACUCACGCAAAUCCUGAGGAUGGCAGAUUGCUCUACGGAUCAGGCAAAUUCGCGAGUCUUGAUGCAAUCCUUAGUCACAUCCUUGAUCUUUCCGUGAUCAAAAAUUACAGAAAAUCAUUUUUGUUUCUGGUCACAUGCGGAGGCUUUGUCAAGUAUGCGCUUGAGGAACUCAAAUCUAGUUGCCAGUGGUUUUCUUCAGCUAUUGCAUUUGGUGCCGACAGUGUGGAUCCGCUCCUAGUGUCCACUCAAUUUUUGUUCACUCUAAUGGAUUUUCAUAUCUUUGGUUGUGAACCGUUUGAUUUGGCUGUGCAUCGCGCAUACAAGAAGGAAGUUGCUUCUCACACCUCUGUUUAUAUUGCAAACCAGUCUCAGGUUGGACGCCUUAUUGAAUGUGCUUGGCGGCGGCGGCCCAACGGUGUGGAUGUCCGAUGCUGCAAUACACCUGCAAAAUAUGUAGCAACUCGGCCACACAAGGGAAAGGAUGUGGCAAUCUUCCGGUGUCGGGAAAAAACGCAUCCAGAGGGAGUGACACGUGUCCAAUACAUCGAACCAUUGCUCGAUGCUGACGGGGUGAGGAAAAUUUAUGGGAAACGUGGGGACUUCCGGUAUAUGUUCGAGUUUGUAUGA
Suillus fuscotomentosus is the source of this 1419-nucleotide messenger RNA. RefSeq lists its product as uncharacterized. The coding region runs from base 1 to 1419 and encodes 472 amino acids. NCBI's taxonomy places the organism in Eukaryota, Fungi, Basidiomycota, Agaricomycetes, Boletales, Suillaceae. The record is from RefSeq and is a predicted model, not a curated record. The transcript has 9 exons.